UGUAUUUUAUUUUUUAAGGGCGGGCGCCCUCUCCUGUUCUGUAAAAAGAGCCGAACUCUUACUGGAAGCCGCGCACCGCCAGGGGAAGGCUUUGCAGACACUGGUAUGGGCGCUGGGAUUUAAGGAAUCGGAUUUGAGAGGCUGGAGACGAUGGAGAGGGAAAGUGGCACGAACCUCCCUUUACCGACUAGAAAGGCAAGUCUUCAAAGAACGAAGCGCUUUCUCUGCAAGCUCCCCGAAAUAAUGCACCGGUUGGGGGCGGAGCCCAGACGCGCGGUCCCCUCCACCCCGAAGCUGUCGGAAGUGCGCGGAAGCGAGGGCGGGGACCAGCAGCGGCGCCGGAUCUGCCCGGGCGUGGCCUUGUGACGCGACGUCACGUAGCCCCCGUCUGGCGGCCCAUUGGUUCGCCACUACCACCCUUUUCCCGGGUAGGAGAAGUGGUCGCAGAGCCGGAAGCGAGGUAGCCUUCGGGUUUGAGACAGCGGCGGCGUUUCUAGUGCCAGUGGAGCUGGCCAGCUUCUCCAUUCGGGCUCCAUCCCGAGUUGGAGAGAAACACCAGGAUUCUGGUGGUCCUUGGGAGGCGCAGAGUGGGAUAGCCAAGUAUCCGUUGCAGACUGAAAUAGCGGAGCCAGUGAAGGCCACCGGAAACCCCGCCCCUGGGAGGAGUCGAGAAGCCGCGCCGAGGAGGUAGGAACCCAAAGAGACGGCCCCUGGGGUGGAGUCCACCUGCCAUGGCCACACCCCCGGGGGCCGGUCCCGCUGCUAUUCGCUUUGUAGCAGCUGCCAGCUGGCGAGUCAUUCGCGGACGCUGCGUGGAGCAUUUUCCCCGAGUAUUGGAGUUUCUGCGAUACCUGCGCGAUGCUGCCCCUGGCUUGGUUCGCUACCGGCAUCAUGAACGCCUGUGUAUGGGCCUAAAGGCCAAGUUGGUGGUGGAGCUCAUCCUGCAGGGCCGGUCUUGGGCCCAGGUUCUAAAUGCCCUACAUCACCACUUCCCAGAGUCUGGACCUGUAGUGCGGGACCCCAAAAUCACAAAGCAGGAUCUGAGGAAGAUAUCGGAGGCUCAGGAAACCUUUUGCCAGCAGGUGAAGCAGCUGGCAGAAGCCCCUGCUGACUUGGCUUCGAAGCUGCAGGAACUUGAACAAGAGUAUGGGGAAACUUUUCUGGCAGCCAUGGAAAAGCUGUUUUUUGAGUAUUUGUGUCAGCUGGAAAAAGCACUGCCUACGCUGCAGGCACAGCAGCUUCAGGAUGUGCUGAGCUGGAUGCAGCCUGGAGUUUCUGUUACUUCUUCUUUUGUCUUGAGCCAGUAUGGCGUGGACAUGGGGUGGCCACUUCCAGAGUGCUCUGCUGCUGAUUCAGUGAACACAACAGAGCCCUCAGAACAGAGUCCUCCUCAGCAACCAAGACCAGCACUCCACGACCCUCUGCCAAAAGCCUCUCCUGGCCCACUGCCUCCUCAGGGACCAGCCUCGAGGAAGCAUCCAGAACCUCUGACCGGCCAUCAUUUCAAUCUGGCCCCUCUAGGCCGGCGAAGAAUCCAGUCCCAGUGGGCACCCACUAGCAGAGGCCAUAAGGAGCGCCCCACAGUCAUGCUUCUCCCCUUCAGGGAUGUGGGUUCACCAGCCCAGGUCAUAUCUAAGCCUGGGAAGAGCAAAGACGGCACACACACAGCAGAUCCAGCAGGUGCUGUGGGCACCAGGGCACCCUCCACCGGGAAGUCUAGGAGUCCAUCCAAGACCCUGGGGGGAAGAGCUCUGAAGGAGAAUCCAACUGACUCAUCUGCCUCGGAGCAAAAGGAGAACUGCCACAUGGACUGCCACAUGGAACCACUAAGACUCUCAUUAUCACCGCCUAGGAAGUCAGUGUGUCCUCCAUCUCUGUACAGCUCUGACAUUACCAUAGGGGACCUGGUUUUGGACUCUGACGAGGAAGAAGAUGGCCAGAGGGAAGGAAGAGAAUCUCUGGAAAACUAUCAGAAGACAAAGUUUGACACCCUGAUCCCCACCUUCUGUGAAUACCUACCCUCUUCUGGCCCCAGCACUGUGUCUAUCCCCUUCCCUGGCUGUACAGACAGUUCUAGACUCCUGUGAUAAGACUGAAAUGCCCACGACAUUCUGCCUGUUUCCUUUCUCUCAUACAGUUUAGUGGGGAUAAAGUGGAAGCCUGGGCUUGGGUUGCCUGACUAUAAUGCUGAAGUUACUUUGUAAUGUUUGAUAAUUAAAUUCUGGAUUUGUUAAAACAGUCUUGAUGCAAGGAAGGCGAAUGAAGCCUUCUCUAAGGUCAGGGUAGGUCAUUCUUUAGAAACACAACCAGCCUCUCUGGGGCUGGAAGCGGAUCCUUUUGCCAUUUUACUUCCCUUGGAGAGUAUUGUUCAGACAUGCCCAAUUACCAGGGCUGAGAGCCUGGAAGAAAAAUUUCCUUUUGCUCUUCUGAAAAUACUCUGUGGUCUGAUGCCAGAAUAUACUUUGUAAAUUCUCA
This is a messenger RNA of Capra hircus (goat), 2475 nucleotides long. It is a transcript of the gene TINF2, whose product is annotated as TERF1 interacting nuclear factor 2. The record is from RefSeq and is a predicted model, not a curated record. Gene Ontology annotation, molecular function: telomeric repeat DNA binding. NCBI's taxonomy places the organism in Eukaryota, Metazoa, Chordata, Mammalia, Artiodactyla, Bovidae. Gene Ontology annotation, cellular component: shelterin complex. Bases 732 to 2087 code for a protein of 451 amino acids. Gene Ontology annotation, biological process: regulation of telomere maintenance via telomere lengthening; telomere capping. The transcript is spliced from 9 exons.